Messenger RNA from Cuscuta epithymum, 1353 nucleotides. The record is from the annotation of a GenBank genome assembly. NCBI's taxonomy places the organism in Eukaryota, Viridiplantae, Streptophyta, Magnoliopsida, Solanales, Convolvulaceae.
CAUAGACAACUUCAAGAGGCUUGCCCCUUUUCCCUUGCAAAAAAUAUCACCACCUAUAUUGUGCUCACCAUAUAGUCCGUCAUGGGAAAAUGGUAUUAGUAUUUAUUUUAUUGCUUUAUUUUAGAUUCAUAUGGUGUUGCUUAACUCAGUUAAUUGAGUUAAAGUCGGGCAUAAACGCCAGCGGGCGGAUUCCGUUUUGGCAUGUAAUUAGAGUCCCCCCCUAUCUCCCGCAAAUCCAUUCUCUCACCCCAUCUUCCCCGGCAAUCUGCUCGGACAGCGCUACCACAUCACCGGCUGCAUAGUCGGUGCGCUUUCUAUUCAUUUCCACGUAUAUACGCGUCUAUUUACGGCCGGAUCUCUGAAUUUAUCCGUCGAGUUGGGAAUUGAACCAGAUCUUGCUUGAUUUUCUAGUCUAGGUCUAUUUCUAACUUCUUUUUUCUCUUCUCGCUCGUCGGAGCGUUUUUUAGUUUCCUAUCUUGUCCGACUAUUCUGAAUCUGCGGAAAUGGUUUCCUUCGAGAUGAACGAUCGUAAAAAGAUUGGUCUAGGGUUGACAGGAUUCGGAGUAUUCUUUUCAUUCUUAGGAAUCAUUUUCUUCUUCGACAAGGGGCUAAUUGCCAUGGGAAACAUCCUCUUUGUAUCUGGGGUGGCCAUAACAAUUGGUCUGAAGCCAUCCAUGCAGUUCUUCAUGAAGCGUAGCAACUAUAAGGGAACAAUGUCAUUUGGAGUUGGCUUUUUCUUGGUUGUCAUUGGAUGGCCUAUUCUGGGCAUGAUUCUCGAGGCUUAUGGUUUUGUUGUGCUUUUCAGUGGAUUCUGGCCGACUUUGGCAGUUUUUCUGCAAAAGAUACCUAUUCUCGGCUGGCUCUUUCAGCAGCCUUUUGUCAGAUCGUUCUUUGAUCGUUACCGGGGAAAGCGAGUACCAGUAUGACUUGGUUGUCUCAAAUGCAAUGUGUAAGCAGUGUGAAAUAUGGCCAUAAAGUGGUUUGCGGGUCACCAGCAGUAUAAUGAUGGCACUAUGAUUUUUGUUCUUUGAUGACAUGGAUAUGGGUCUCUUUUAGUGCUUUGUGGUAGUUUGCCUUUUCAUAGUUUUGUUGUAAUCAUCAAGGACUGAUUUGUAUCAGAUUUUUGUUCAUCCGUGCUAAAUCUGUAAAUACGUUAAUUUGGUGGUCAAUCAUCAGGCAUUGAAGUGGAAUUCUUGAUGAAACAUAGAUCGGGGUGGACCUUGUCAUUUUUUACAGAUGAAUUAAACUAAACUUAACACGUUUGGUCCAUAUUGGGCCAUUGGGGAUUCAAAUAUACCAGUAAAUCUUUACAUAUAAUAUACUCUGUAUAAUAUAUUUACUACUCCUUCGUCC